Molecule: messenger RNA, 1582 nt
Organism: Musca domestica (house fly)
Lineage: Eukaryota; Metazoa; Arthropoda; Insecta; Diptera; Muscidae
Product: lipase 3-like
Exons: 4
Coding region: 14-1582 (522 amino acids)
Biological process (GO): lipid metabolic process
Source: RefSeq, a predicted model, not a curated record
ACUUUAAAUAGCAAUGUGCAGUUUAUUGCACAUAAUUAUAGUAGCAACAAUUACAAAAGCAACAACAACUUCAGAGUGGAGAGGAAAAUUGUUCAUUUAUAAACCAAUUAGCAAGAAUAAAGAAAAUAUUAAAAUGAAAUUGACAAUAAUUCGAAUCUGCUGGGUAGCGAUGAUUUGUAGCACAGCUGAGGCAGCUAUGCUGGAAACCAUGGAGAUUAAAGGAAAUGCAAAUAUUCUGCAAUAUUUUCAACAACCUGGAAAACAUUUGCAAUUGAAUCGCAAAACAACGUUAGACCGAGUUCUGGAAGUUGGAUAUCCUUGUGAGGAGCAUGAAGUCGAAACGGAAGAUGGUUACUUUCUCAAAAUAUAUCGAAUACCAGACUCACCGAAAUCCAUAGUCCAAUCCCCAUCCCCCUCAUCUUCUCGACAACGCCCCCUGGUGUUACUGGAACAUGGCCUAAUGGGCACCUCAGAUACCUGGAUAUUAAAUGGUCCGGAAAGUAGUCUACCCUUCCUUUUGGCUGAUCGUGGUUAUGAUGUGUGGCUUGGAAAUGCCCGUGGAAAUCUUUAUGCCCGCAAACACCGAAGACUUAGUAUACACCAAGGAGACUUUUGGCGUUUUAGUUGGCAUGAAAUUGGUUAUUAUGAUCUAGCAGCCACCAUUGAUUAUAUUUUGCAGAAUGCUACCGAAGUGGCAGAGAAGUCACUGCACUAUGUUGGCCACUCCCAGGGUACAACUAUUUUAACAGUGCUAAUGACAAUGCGUGAGGAGUAUCAGCAAUAUUUGAGGACGGUAAACCUUUGGUCCCCGGUGAUAUUUUUGGAUAAUACCGAAAAUCGUCUGCUCAAGGUAUUGAGUCCAUAUAUGGGUUAUUAUAAUAUUGUUACCGAAAAAUUUAGUCGCCAAGAAUUCGUACCCUUCAAUGAGUUGUUUGACCUCCUAAAAUACUCGGCAUGUCAGAAGGAAUCACAGCUGCAUGCCUUCUGUUCGCCUUUGGCUAUAAUGAUUGAGGGAACGUAUCAGAAUAAGAAUAGGUCCGCCUUGCAGCUAUGUCUGGAAACCCAUCCGGGUGGCAUUUCCACCGAACAGUUCCUCCAUUUUAUGCAAGUGAUUUACUCAUCGGAAUUUCGCCAAUAUGAUUUUGGUUUAUUUGAGAAUUUUGCCCGUUACUCUCAGGCCUAUCCGCCACGUUAUCCUUUGGAGAGAAUACAUAAACUUCUACACAUUUGGUAUAGUCGUGGAGAUGAAACGGUGAAACCCCAAGAUGUACAUCGUUUCGCAGCCGGAAUGCCCGCGGUAGUUUUACAUCGUAUAUCCGAUGAUAAUUGGUCGCAUAGUGAUUAUAUGUUCGUUGGAUAUCUUAUUCUCGACUUCCAUCAUUUUGCCGUGGAGAUAAUUCCAAAUGACGUCGGUGGUGAUGGUGAUAAAAUUAUCGCCUCAUGUGUCAAAUGUGUUGGCAUUUGUCGACUAAAUCGACUGGUGAGGCGAAAAGCGGAUAAAAUGUUGGCGUUUGAAUGUCGCCUUUUGUUUGCAUGGCUUGUCACAAUUGUGACAGAUAAGGAAGCUGGUAAUCCUUUGUGA